Messenger RNA from Trichomycterus rosablanca, 546 nucleotides. RefSeq lists its product as uncharacterized. Gene Ontology annotation, biological process: endoplasmic reticulum unfolded protein response. The transcript has 3 exons. Lineage: Eukaryota; Metazoa; Chordata; Actinopteri; Siluriformes; Trichomycteridae. Bases 115 to 315 code for a protein of 66 amino acids. Gene Ontology annotation, cellular component: endoplasmic reticulum. The record is from RefSeq and is a predicted model, not a curated record.
ACUAGUAGUCACGUGUUUUAUCAGUCGGCUAACCGCUAUUAGCUCUCAGUGUGUUUCUGCGCUUCGAUUUUAUUUAUUUAUUAUUAAUUAUUAUUUCUGACUUUAAUAUUAAUCAUGUCGGCGGUGCAGAGGAUGAAAGUGGCGAAUGAGAAACACAGUAAGACCAUCACACAGCGGGGACACGUUCAGAAAACCACGCGUGUACAGGGGGAAGAGAAAGCUCCAGUGGGACCGUGGCUGCUGGCUCUGUUUGUGUUUGUGGUGUGCGGCUCAGCCAUAUUUCAGAUCAUCCAGAGUAUCCGACAGGGAAUGUGAGGUGUUACUAUGUGCUCACCUGUGUACCUGUGAAGCCCCUCCCACGGCACUGCAGCCAGCCAAUCAGGAGCUGGGAUGAAGCUCCUGUGUGAAGAGUUACAGUCUGAUCUCCCUCUGUACACUGGAUGUCCCGUGUGUGUGUGUGUGUGUGUGUGUGUGUGUGUGUGUUUGAGAGAGAUUGAGACACUAUGCAAUAAUUUUAUAGCAGUAAAUAAAGUAUUUUUAUGUACA